Anolis carolinensis (green anole) is the source of this 1392-nucleotide messenger RNA. Its product is annotated as zinc finger protein 22. The record is from RefSeq and is a predicted model, not a curated record. Lineage: Eukaryota; Metazoa; Chordata; Lepidosauria; Squamata; Anolidae. Gene Ontology annotation, cellular component: nucleus. Gene Ontology annotation, biological process: regulation of transcription by RNA polymerase II. The coding region runs from base 312 to 977 and encodes 221 amino acids. Gene Ontology annotation, molecular function: RNA polymerase II cis-regulatory region sequence-specific DNA binding; DNA-binding transcription factor activity, RNA polymerase II-specific. The transcript has 3 exons.
CUCCAGGUGUUUUGGACUUCAACUCCCACAAUGCCUUGUACUUUCCUCCUCCUCCUCCUCCCUUCUUCCUCCCACCAAGUAAACAAGCUCCUCCCAGGCACUUUCCGGAAGUGACGUCAGAGGAAAUUGCGUCACUCUCUUUCUCCAUUAGCAUUCCCUACCUCUCUAGGAAGCUGAGCUCGCAUUUGGAGGACUCAGGUGGGACCCAAAGGCGCUUCUUCUUUUUCUUCCUCUAUUUUCCUGCAAAGGAUCUGGUGGCUGUUAAAGAGAAGCCUGAAUCUUCCGCAGAAGAGGAGCCUUUAUUGGGAGACAUGGAGGUCGUGGAGGAGAGCUCCGAGAGUGUGGCCUCCUCAGAAAGAGGUGAUUCCAAGGAGAAGAGGAAGAAGGAGGCAACUGUCGAAAAUCAAGAUUGGGACCACGAUGCAGCUUACAUUUCCCCCGAAGGGACUUACCUGCCUCAAACCGAAUCACUUGGAGGAAAUCGCACAGGAAAUGAAAUAAGCCUGCCAAAGCUGUCUGAGUUCGAGAAGAGCAUCCUCCAGCCGAUCUUCCACGACAAAGGCGAGAAAGCAGCCCCCAAAGUAGAGGACGUGCACCGAUGCUUGGACUGUGGCAAGACCUUCAACCUCAACUCCAAGCUGAAGCUGCACCAGAAGAUCCACUCCGAGGAGAAGCCCUUCGAGUGCCCCGAGUGCGGGAGGCACUUCCGCCACAAGGGGAACCUCCAGACGCACCAGAGGAUCCACGUGAAGGAUAAACCCUUCCGCUGCGAGGAGUGCGGGCGCUGCUUCAGCUACAGCUGGAUCCUCCAGAAGCACCUCAAGUUCCACGAAAGCAGGAGGCUCCCCGUCAAGGAGAAAGCGGCUCCAUCGUGGAUCGGGCCACAAAAGGAUCCUUCGCUCAACGGAGAAGCAACGCAAGGAGCCGUUGCUUCCAACGCUGAAGCAGAAGAGUUGACGCAGGUGUCGACUGAUUGACGGAGUUGACCAGAAGGAUCCAUCCCAAGGGGGUGAAUAGUCGGUGGCGAUGCCUCAGUGGCCUGGGAGUUGUAGUUUAGCAACAUUUUCAAGAUGCCAUGCAAUUUCAAACACUGUCUUUAAGGGUAUGGACAACUUUAGCUUGUAGGAAAAGCCUAGAUCCCGUUGGGCCCGGCUGGGAAUUACCACAUAUGAGCUGCAUUUUGUAUUGUCCUCCGAUACUCCUUUUUUUUCCCCUCACAAGACCAAAAAUAAGCCAUGAUUUGUCUCUCAUUUUCAAGGCAACGUCUUCAUAGGUUUUCAAGGACUGGAGUUGAGUCUGUGGUUUGUUAAGUUGAGAAUACUUUCUUUUUUCAAUGCCCUCGCGUUGUGGGUUUGGUUCAUUUGUGUUUGAUUAAAGGCAUUGUUGAGCUUG